AGUCGGAUUUGUAACCCGAAGGUUGUGGGCUCGAGUCUCAGGUCCGGCAGGGAUUGUAGGUGGGGGGAGUGAAUGACCAGCGCUCUCUUCCACCCUCAAUAAAACGAUUGAGGUGAGACCCUUGAGCAAGGCACCGAAUCCAGACCUGCUCCCCGGGCGCCGCAGCAAAAAAGGCUGCCCACUGCUCCGUGUGUGUGUUCACGGUGUGUGUGUGUGCACUUGGAUGGGUUAAAUGCAGAGCACAAAUUUCGAGUAGGGGUCACCAUACUUGGCCACACUUCACUUCUCUUUCCUGGUAUACAGCAGCAACUACUGACACACUCCAUUAACCUGACUGUACUGACAUCAGAUAACAAAGAAGAUUAGCCUCUGAGGGGCUUUACAGAUGUAUUGAUUUUUCAAUUUUUCUCUUUCUUCUUCCUCAAUUUUUUGGGUGUGACAAUAUGCUAACAACAAACUGAUUUCAUUAGAAUGAUCUAUGUGCACACAGGCGGGUAUUACCAAGAAGAAGCCCUCCUCCAGUAUUUAAAGGUUCUGACUCCUAAUGUUAAGAGAAACAAUUUUCACGGCACUGUGGAACAUCACUAUGGGAGAAAAGCAGAAAGAAAUCAAAUUCAGGCAGGCAUGGGACGCAUGCAGGGAAGUUCCAAUUAUUCAAGAUGAACAAAAAACCCCAAAAAGGAUCAGGUUUAUGAAAUGGUUCUGCUGUAGCAUGGUUGGUGCACUGGUCUUUGCUCUUACAGUACUGAGUAAGUCAUCAUUUCUGAUUUUGGUAACACUUGGAAGCAAUGUGAGUGUGAGUUUGCCUGAAGGACAAAAAGCGAGCGCUCUGCUGAGUAUCGGCUGUGUGUUGGUUGGACCAAAUAUUCUGCUUCUGCUCAAGAGUCUGUGGAAGUUCAUUUUCAAAAGUGCAAUAAAACCAUCCAAGAAAACGGUCAUGUGGGUGUUGUUUGUUGAGCUUUUGGUGUCACUUGGAGAAGUGGUUGUGACAGUGGUGGCCAUGCCAUAUUUUGACAUUGUCACUAAUGUGAUGAUCUUGAACAGUGUGAGCAUUCUGUCAGCAGUGUUCCAGGUAGUUGAUCAAUGUCGUGCAAGAUAUAAAGGGGAAAGUGAUUCAUACCAACCAAUGUCCUGCAAAGUGGAAUGUGGAAAGUGGUUCAGACCAGUUAUUUCCGUCAUCUUCAUUAUUCUGGGCUACGUCCUCUUCAUAAUAAGCUACUUAGCAAUAGAAGAAAGCCCCUUUCAAGUAAAAAGAUCUGUGUACCUGGCCAUUGUAGGAACCAUUUUUGUUUCAUUGAACUGGUGGGAGAACUACAGCAGUCUGUUUCCAUUUUUGGAAGACAUCUCCAAAGACAUAGCCAGUUCCCAGAAUGUGGUUUGCAUUCUGUCCAGUGUGGUGAAAGUUGUGGUCACUACGGCUGUGGUUGGAGGUAGUGUUCCUUUGUCAGAAUGGAGGUCCCUAAGCUUGAUCCCUAUAAGCGUGAGCAAGACUGUCUUUGGUUUGAUGGCAAUCCAGAUUGCUUCUUCUGCAAUGUGCCGCUGGUUUGUAGUGGUGGCUUGCAAGAUGCAUGCCCUGCGUCGCUGUUUUGUUCUGCCCAUGUACUUGUCUUCUGUGGCUGUUCUGCUGCUGUUCAUUACUCUAUUUGCGCCUUCUGCCAAGUGCCCCAAUUCAAAUAGUACUUUUUCUACAAAUGAGCCUUUUGAUUACCAGACCAUCAGUAUUUCGCUUUGUUCAUUGAUGACCGACAUCACGCGCACACUUUCCUCACGACGUAUUGUGUCAGAAAUGAAUGUUGGAGGAUUGGUGGUUCUUGGCAUGUGUGCCCUUAGCUGGUGGCUGGGACUCAUGCUAAGUACUGGUUACAUCUGGUUUCUGAAGAUCCAGCGCAUUGAGAGAACUCACGACCUGUUUGUGAAGCGGAUGUAUGAGGGAGCAUUUCUGGAACAGUCCAUGUUGCUCAACACACGUUUUGUGGCCAGGGAGAAAAAGAAGGAUGAAGGAUCAAAAGGCCAAGUGACAGUCUAUUUAUGUGCAACAAUGUGGCAUGAGACAUAUGAUGAAAUGAUGAAAAUAAUCAUCUCAAUGUUCAGGCUGGACAAAUUCCGUCCAAAAAUGAACAACCACAAUGAUGCUUUCUUCGAGUUCCAUAUUUACUUUGACGACGCUUUUAAGGAUGUGCAGAAUGGCAAAGUGCGACAUGUAAACGAAUAUGCUGAGAUCCUAGUGGAAGUAAUCAAAGAAGUUUACAUAAUUUUUAGUGAGGACGACCCAUGUAUAUUCAAGAAGAAGCCUCGUCUCCCUCAGCAGAAGAUCAUCAGCACUCCAUAUGGAGGUCGUCUGGAGUACACACUUCCUAAAGGCAACAUAAUGAUGGUUCACUUCAAGGACAAACAGUUGAUUCGACACAAAAAGAGAUGGUCCCAGAUCAUGUACUUAUACUACCUCCUUGGCUGGAGACUCAACAGCAAGUAUUUGAAGAUGUUUGAGCAGGGUGAAAAUGUGGAUGACCUGAGGAAAAGCCUAAAGAAAGAGAAAGAGAACACGUACAUCUUGGCCCUGGAUGGAGACACAGAUUUCCAGCCCUCUGCUGUGAUGUUACUUAUUGACAGACUUAAACUCUACCCAGAGGUGGGCGCUGCCUGUGGCCGGAUUCACCCCACUGGCACUGGGCCCAUGGUGUGGUAUCAGAAAUUUGAGUAUGCAGUGGGCCACUGGCUGCAGAAGACAGCAGAACAUGUGUUUGGCUGUGUGCUCUGUAGCCCUGGUUGCUUUAGUCUCUUCAGAGGUGCCGCCCUCAUGGACGAUAAUGUCAUGAAGAGAUACACCACCAAAGCAACAGAAGCCAGUCACCAUGUACAGUACGACCAAGGAGAGGACCGUUGGCUCUGCACUCUCUUACUGCAGCAGGGUUGGAGGGUGGAGUAUAAUGCUGCAUCGGACGCCUACACCAACGCACCACAGGACUUCAAAGAGUUCUACAACCAGCGGCGGCGCUGGGGGCCCUCCACCAUGGCCAACACCAUUGAUCUGCUUGGCUCUGGGCGCCUGACUGCUCAGCGGAACAGCUCCGUCUCUAAACCAUACAUCCUUUAUCAGGUCAUCAGCAUGGGUGCCUCCAUUUUGGGCCCUGCCACCAUCUGCCUGAUGAUAGCAGGAAGCUUUACUUUCAUAAUGAAUAUGGAACAAAAUGCUGCUCUGAUUGCAGCCACAGUGCCUCCCAUAAUCUACCUGGCACUGUGCUUCAAGCUGAAAGCUGACACACAGAUCCAGAUAGCAGCAGUCAUGAGUGUUCUGUAUGCAUUCCUCAUGACUGGAACGAUUCUCUCUAUCAUAGGUGACAUAGUGAGGAAUCAGACAUUUAUGACCCCCAGUGGCCUGUUUCUGAUUAGCAUGACUCUACUGUACCUCAUCACAGCAGCUCUUCACCCUCAGGAGUUUUCCCUGGUCAUCUAUGGGGUGCUGUAUUUCCUCUGUAUACCCAGUGGCUAUCUCCUGCUUUCUAUUUACUCCAUUGUGAAUAUGAACAAUGUCUCAUGGGGGACACGAGAGACUGGUGGCAAAGUGGAAACUGUAGCAGUGAGCGCCAUCAAGAGGCAGGUCAUACAGGCUGCGUGCUGUAAAUGCCCCUGCUGGAAUAACAGUGAUGCUACAAGUGAAACUGAACCACUACUGAAAUCCAUAGUGUCAGAGGAGCAGGAUCUUGAGGUCCACAUGGAUUCUGAAGAAACUGAGAGGUCAGAUGAACACAUCACACUACAAAUUCUUACUAGAAGCUGGAUUGAAGAUCUGCAAGUAAAAUCUCAUGAUUUUCCACUUCACCAGGACACACUUUCAGAGGAUGAAACUGAGUUUUGGAAAGAGCUGCAGAAACGGUAUUUGGAACCUCUUAGAGAAAACAAAGAGCAACAGGAAAAAGUCGCAGAAGAGCUCAAAGACCUUAGAAAUAAGGUGGCAUUUGUCUUCUUCAUCUGCAAUGCUCUUUGGUUGAUGGCCACCUUGUUCCUCCAAACCAUUGGCAGCGCUGUCAGCCUGCCUAUUCCAAAAGUGUAUCCAAAUGGGACUGUUGCAAAAGGCGAAACAUUUUCUGUUGAUCCAAUAUCACUGAUAUUUCUUCUAAGCUUUGCAUUGCUCCUAUUUAUGCAGUUUUUUGCAAUGCUUUACCACAGAAUCUACACAAUAAUCCAUUUUGUGGCCUACAUUGGCACUGAGACAAAAACUGUUAGGAAAUUGUCAGCUGAAUCCAGUCACAAAAAAAUGGUUCCUGAAUCUUCAGAAAGUAAUGACUGGCACACCACUGGAAAUGGUUUCAUGCAAAUAGAACCCAACUGCUAAAGGAGAGAUGAUAAGUGCAAUCUUAAAACAGAAACCAUGCUUACCUCUAUUGAAGGACACUCUAUUUCUCACUUCUGUCUGUUCAAUGCAUUACUGUACAUAAAAAUACAAGAAACAAAAUAGUAAUUUAAAAUAAAUUUAGUUAGAAUACAAAGCCUAUUCAGUAACCUAAGAUACAGAUGCACCUAGUACAUACUAUAGACUUGGGUACACUAGAAAUCCAUUGCAUAGCGUCUCUUGCUGAUCGUCCUGUUGGCUGUACAGUCAGACGAUGUCUCAUCUGUCCAGUGAAAGCAGCAGACUUUAGCUCUUUUCACCAUGUGCCCCCAUCAAACAUUGUGGUGUAGUGUAUGUUAAGGUUUACACAUACACCAGUACUAGGUAACACAUACACCAGUACUGGCUAUUUACUAACUUUAACUUUAUAAACUUUAUUGAUCCCACAGUGGGGAAAUUCACUUAUCACAGCAGCUCACAGACAGUUAAAGUGCAGGAAGAAAGAAAAGGAAGGAAGAAAGAAAAGUUAAAACUAUAACUAUAUAUGCACCCUUAGGAAUAAUAAAAGAAAUAAAAUUAUAUAAAACUAUAUAAAAUUUAUAAAAAUAUUGCACAGAUGAAUAUCACAGUAAUGCAGUGUUGUAAGAAAUAAAAUUAUAUAAAAUUAUAAAAUAUUGCACAUUUGAACAUUACUGUAAUGCGGUGCUGUAAAGUCUGACAGCCACUGGUAUGAAUGACCUGCGGUAGCGCUCCUUCCUACACUGGGGGUGUAGCAGUCUGCUGCUGAAAGAGCUACACAGGGUCUCCACAGUCCCAUACAGGGGGUGAGAGGUGUUGUUCAUAAUAGAUGUCAGCUUGGCUAACAUCCUCCUCUCACCCACCACCUCCACAGAGUCCAGUGAAUGGAAAAGAGGAUGAGUACGAUGCAGCAGGGAUGCUUCAUAGGCCCAGGACAGAGCUGGCUCUCCUAACCAGCUUGUUCAGUCUCUUCCUGUCCCGCUCUGCACUGCCUCCCACCCAGCAGACUACAGCGUACAGAAUUGCGGAGGCCACCACAGUGUCGUAAAAUGUCCUUAAUAAUGUCCUGCACACUCCAAAGGACCCUAGUCUCCUCAGCAGGUGGAGGCUACUCUGGCCCUUCUUGUACAGAGCAUCAGUGUUAUCCAGCCUGUCCAGUCUAUUGUUUAGGUGGACACCUAGGUACUUGAACCUAUCCACCAGCUCAAUGUCCAAGCCCUGGAUGGUCACUGGUAUGUGGUGCAGUGUUCUCAUUCUCCGGAAGUCAAUCACCAUCUCCUUCGUCUUACUGGUGUUCAAGUGCUGGUCUGGAGUAGGGUGGAGAGGGAGAGCGCUGGGUGGGAGAGGAAGUGGGAACAGAGUCAAAUCUACUUAAUUGAUUGAUAUUAAUAACUUUUCCCUAUUUAUUGAUUGAUUCAUGAUUUCUUUAAUCUAUCUCAUUGUUAAAUGACUCAUUGAUAACUUGACCAUGUUGAAAAUACCAGUAUGUGAAUUUUUGUUUUCCUGCUCUUUUUUUUGCUUAUUAGAAUAAACAAGUCUUCUUGGUUACCAUGUUUUUUGCUUUGUGUUCUUAGAGAUGGAAAUCUAUCUUCUUUCCUAUAUCAUGCCAUUUCAUUCAGAAAUAUGGAGAAAAGCAAAGCACAGGCUUCUCUAACAGAUUACAUGAAAGCAUCAGUUAACAGCAGAAAUUACACCUGAAGCUCCUUAAAGCUACACGUGCCUGCAUGUUGAAGCCAUUCAUUUGCAUACCCAUGAGCCCCCACAUCUGCCUGUUAUUGUGGUAUUUCGUACCCUUGUAUUAUUAGACUAAGUGUUUGCUGUUAAAAAGGAAAUGUUUUGUUGUCAUGCCACUCUACAUUACACCAGCAGCUGUCAAGAGGAGGAACCGAAGGCAAAGCUGGUUGGAAGCAUGGGGCUAGCAAUGGCAUUGGGAAUCACUCCACAAUGUGGCAGUACUUGACAGUGGCCAUGGCUGGAGGAGCUGAGCAGAGCUGGCAGUGAGCAUCAGACAAGUCCAGUAGCAAGCAUUCUGAGCCAGCCUGAAGGGCAGCUGAACUCAUCACUUAGGAGGCCUGAAAAGCAGACAAGAGAGCAACAAGAGACCUCCUGCAAACUGAAUGGCUGCAGAUGCACACUUGAAGUCCAUUACCAGUGCAAGAGUAGUCAUGCUGUAAAAGAGAUAAUUUGCAGUCAGGGUGGGAGGUCAGCUAUGCAAGCAGUCAGGGUGGGGAGUUGGCUAUGCAAGUUCUGGCUCAAUCCCAUUCAGGACCCAUGCAUUGUGCUAGACCAGAUGAUUGGUUCAAGUGAAGCAACCAACUGAGGUGGUUAUACAGGCCCUAUGCUCCAUGCAAUGUUCACAGAGACUAUUAUAGAGCCUGAGGAACAGCUUGUACAAGUUCUCAACAGUCGAGAUCUCAGAUCUCACGUGGCAAUUUCGUAUUUACUUUUGUCUGCUAGACUCUGUUGGUAGGCAGCCAUGAGUUCUAGUACUUCAGAAUUCCAUGCCACUUUUGGUUGCCAGGGUACAAAACUCAAUGGCAUAUUUGGAGAUGCUACAGUUGCCUUGCCAAAUGCAGAGGAGGCCAGAAGCUGCUCCUCUGACACAUAAUAUCCUAUCAAAUGUCUUAUACAUGGCUUAUGGAAAACCAAUGGAGGAACAUUCAGGGGGCUGAUACUCCUUGACCACAGUGGCCCAAGCAAGUGCUCUGCCAGUUAGUAGAGAAAUAAUAUAGACCACCUUGGCAUGCUUAAAAGGGAAAUGAGAUGACUAUUGCCCAAAUGCAAGAGGAAGGCUGACAUCUGCUGGGGUUCUCCUCAUACUUCUUGGGAGUGGGUAAAUAUGAUUCCGUCUGUUCAGGUUCUCAAGAGGAGUGGGCCACAGUGGCUCUACAGCUGAAUGGGCACAUCCCCACAGCCACAUUUCAAAAUGUAGUGUAUUUAUGUUAGGGUUUUGGAUUAGAUGGAGACAUUCUACCUUUGUAUGUUCCUUUUUUCACUUGCCUGUUAACCUUCAUUGUUGUUUUCACCUUCCCCUUUGCUAGACUAUUUAUACCCUCCCUCUUCUUUGUUGAUUGCUGAGUCCUUGUGUUCCUCAUGUGAGUACGUAGCCACUGCCUUUGCCUUUGUUACUAAGUUUAUCUUUUGCUGCCUGCCUUUUUUGACUUUUGGUAUCUUUUAUGUUUUUUGCCUUCUUGGAAUUUUUGGCCUCUUUGGAUCUUUGUAAAUAUUGCCUUAUUACUUUUUUGGACAUACAUUCAUCUGUUUUGAAUCUCUGUUUGCCCUUUUGGGGAAUCUUUCUGAGAGUAGAGAUUUCUUCUGUUUUAUUCCCCCAUCUCUGUCUCCAGGAGUUUCUCUGUAAUUGAUUGCAGCCUAGCCUGUUGAGCAGUGGUUAAGUUGUUGUCAUCAUCAUCACCACCACGACCAGGGUUUGAGUCCCAUCCAGGAUCACCAAUCCUUACAGCAGGCCCAACCAUCAAGAUGGACCCAGCAGAGCAGUACUCCCCAGAAACCACCGUCCUUAACCAGCUUCAAUUUGCACUGGCCAAUCAAGGGACCACAAUGCGAAAAUGAGCAACAGCAUUGGCUGAGCAAGGAGUAGCGACACUGCUGUCCCAGAUCUUGCAAUACUUGUGGGGUUCUCUACACAUAUUGAUCAACAGGCCCCAACACCCUCUAACCCAGCCCUACCCCCCAGGACUCCCUAGCUCUGGCACAAGCCCAAGCUCUACCAAUCCCCACAGCUGGGCCACACCUACCUGCCCCUCAAAGGUUCAAUCGGAGGGUUCUGUGGUUUUCUGACCGAAUGUUCCCUCACCUUUGAGCUCCAGGCAGCCAUCUUCCCUUCUCACUGGUCAAAGCAGCAGGGUCUCCUGUGCUUCAACUAGCAUGCGUUCACAGAGGAGAUGAGAAGGGUCCUUGACCAUCAAGUCAGUGGCCGGGAAGCUGCCAAACAACUUCUCCAGCUCUGUCAAGGCAGUAGUAGUGUGACUGAAUAUAACAUUGUCUACUGUACGCAUUCCAGAAUGGUCUCUCAGACCCCAUCAAGGAUGAGCUGCAGAGAGGGACUUGAACACAUUGCUUGACCUCUCAAUUUGGCUGGACAACCAACUCUGUGAGAGACAAGGGGAAUGCCGUUCUUCAGCUUGUUCUCUCGAGAUCAGGUCUUGGACCUCGUCACUAGAUGGCCCCAAGCCUCCAAUUCAUCAAAGGAGACCCAUACAGAUGGGAGGAACAUGACUUUCCCAGACCAAGAGGAGCUAGCGCAUACGAGUGAAGUGUUGUCUCUAAUUGGGAAUGCCGUUCUUCAGCUCGCCCUCUCAAGAUCAGGUCUUGGACCUCGCCUCUAGAUGGCCCUCAAGCCUCAAAUUCAUCAGAGGAACCCAUGCAGUUGGGAGGGACAUGUCUUUCCCAGACCAAGAGGAACUAGUGCAUACAAGAGAAGUGUUGUGUCUACUGUGGGAAACCAGGUCACUUCAGCUCCACUUGCCAGGAGUUAUCAGGAAAAGCCAAGUCCCACCCAGAGUGGGGAGGUGGGCAACAAAAUCACUGGUGGACUCUGGCACUGCCAGCAACUUUUUGAACUUGUUCCUCGCCAAGAAUCUCCAAUUCCCCCUGGUCAACAUUGAGCCAGCCUUAACAGUUACUGCCCUGGAUGGAAGACCUCUGGGCAAUGGUCGUGUUCACCACCUCACCGCUCCUGUAAGCCUGUCCAUCAAUAACCACCAAGAGAAUUUGCAGUUCCACCUUAUUCAUUCUCCAGAGUUUCCUAUUGUCCAGGGCAUCCCAUGACCUACACCCUCUUCUGUGAAAGAAGUUCAGCAUUUUCCGGGCUUUGCGAACUUUUACCGGUGGUUUAUUCGCAGUUUCAGCUCUGUAGUGGCACCUUUCAUGGCCCUGACUAAGAAAUCCUUCUCCUGGUUCAUCUGGACCUCCAAAGCAGAGGAGGCCUUUUCAAGACUGAGCGCUGGGUGAGUGGAGAGCUUUCCUUAAACAAACCCAGGCAGAGAUGGAGCUGAUUGCCACCAGUUUAAUUAAGAAGGUGCUCUCUGCUUCCCUCUGGUGGCAGAAGCCAGUCUACCAAUGCUAGCACUAGGCCGAGUCAGCUGUCCCCUUGCAGUAUUUGCUGUUAAUAAGGAAAUUUAUUCUAAAAAGGAAAAUUGUUUUGUUGUCUGUGACCUUCCAUGUUAUACCAGUACAUUUGUUACAUGUUUGAUGUUUGUUUAUGUUCACCGUCACUGGGGGAACAGUGGGUUGUUUUCACCCAAGCCAGUUUUCCCUAGCCUAGUCUGCUCUUGGCUAACCACUGUAUUCUGGCUAACCACCACAUUCUGUUGGUGUUUCUGUUCUAAAUGUGUGUUGCUAGACUCCUGAAACUUUUGGCACACUAAUCUUUCAUUUUAAAGUCCAACAACUUAUUGGAAAACACUUAAAUAUAAUUUUACACUAUAUAAUUACCUAUUAAUUACAGCAAGAAUUCUUUCUUUAAUUACCCUCUUUGGAAGUAAUUUACUGAAGUAAAUUUGCCUUCAUGAGAACAAAAAAAUUAUUCUGUGG
Pangasianodon hypophthalmus (striped catfish) is the source of this 9901-nucleotide messenger RNA. RefSeq names its product chitin synthase chs-2-like. NCBI's taxonomy places the organism in Eukaryota, Metazoa, Chordata, Actinopteri, Siluriformes, Pangasiidae. The transcript has 19 exons. Gene Ontology annotation, molecular function: chitin synthase activity. Gene Ontology annotation, cellular component: cell septum; cell periphery. The record is from RefSeq and is a predicted model, not a curated record. Bases 545 to 4333 code for a protein of 1262 amino acids.